Molecule: messenger RNA, 630 nt
Organism: Sinocyclocheilus grahami
Lineage: Eukaryota; Metazoa; Chordata; Actinopteri; Cypriniformes; Cyprinidae
Product: serine/threonine-protein kinase PINK1, mitochondrial-like
Exons: 3
Coding region: 322-630 (102 amino acids)
Biological process (GO): positive regulation of mitochondrial fission; autophagy of mitochondrion; protein phosphorylation
Cellular component (GO): mitochondrion
Molecular function (GO): protein serine/threonine kinase activity
Source: RefSeq, a predicted model, not a curated record
AAAAAUUGUCAGCUGCAAUUACAUGUGUAUUAUUAAAAAAACAAUGUUUUUUCAAUGUAGGCUGUAUUCAGAAAGAAGAAGUUCCAGACCCCUCUGAAGCCCUUUACAUCAGGGUACAAGUUGGAGGACUAUGUGAUUGGGAAACAGAUCGGGAAAGGUUGCAAUGCAGCAGUGCAUGAGGCAGCGGCUCCGUUCGGGGCCCCUGUGGAGAGCGGGAAGUAUUCACUGGUGGAACUGAACCAGAAAGAAACAGAUGAUGACAAUAAGAAAGCAGGACCGCUUAGAUUUCCUGCUACACCCAGCUUUCCUUUAGCUAUAAAGAUGAUGUGGAACAUUGGGGCUGGUUCAUCAAGUGAUGCCAUCCUUCGCUCUAUGUCCAUGGAGUUGGUUCCUGCAUGUCCACAGGCCCUAACAAAAGAGCAAGAAGAGAUUGCUUUGGAUGGCCACUUUGGAACUGUGCCUAAAAGACUGACUGCUCAUCCCAACGUGAUCACAGUGUACCGGGCCUUCACUGCUGAGGUCCCGCUGCUGCCUGGAGCUCAGGAGGAGUAUCCUGAUGUCCUGCCUGCCCGACUCAAUCCACAGGGUUUGGGCAGUAAUCGCACACUGUUCCUGGUCAUGAAGAAGUGA